This is a messenger RNA of Clonostachys solani, 1965 nucleotides long. NCBI's taxonomy places the organism in Eukaryota, Fungi, Ascomycota, Sordariomycetes, Hypocreales, Bionectriaceae. The record is from the annotation of a GenBank genome assembly.
AUGGAGUACGAGAUUCAGCCGGCUCUCCCUGCCGGCUUUUAUACUUCCAACCUCCAUCUCGACGUGCGUGAUUGGCUUAUCCCCCGCAGAGCCAAGCAUAUCUCGCACGAAGAGAUAUGCAACUCGCACAAAUCGCUCAGCUCCAGGGCUUUCUAUCAGUACGAGUCGCUGGAAGCCAGUUCGGACGCGUUCCGGCUGUUGUAUAUCGACAUCGGCGAUGAGUUGGAACCCAUUACCUGCAGCUUGCAAGUAGCCCGUCCCGGGACCUCUUAUUCCGCCAUCUCCUAUAUGUGGGGUACAGGUACAGGUUCCUUACCGAUCCAGGUUGAUGAACAAACAUUCCUGGUAUCGGAAAAGCUGUGGUGGGGACUAUGGCAUCUGCGGCGGCCAAGAGGAGUUGGGGGCGAGCGAUGGCAGGGGCCUCAGGGUCCUUUUUGGAUAGACGCCAUCUGUAUCAACCAGGCAGACGUGAUAGAGAGAAAUCAGCAGGUAGCUAUAAUGGGCGACAUUUACACCGGGGCCGAUCAUGUUUACAUCUGGUUUGGACGCGACACCGCCGGCGGCGGGCUCUUUAAUAUGCUGUCGGACCUACAGAUACUUGUGCAAGAUCAUAAAACAAACAACGCGCUACCUGGGCUCGCGCUAUUUUUCGAGAAUGACUAUUGGAGGAGAGUGUGGAUUGUGCAAGAGCUGAUUCUUGCUCGCGACGUCUUGAUUGUGUAUGGGUUCCAUGUCGUACCUUGGAAGGUUCUGGAGGACGUGUUUCGACUAUUAGAAGCCAAGGCGGAGUUCUCUUGGUCAAGUCAUCCUUUAUUGACUAGCCCCGCCGCUAAGAUUAUCGAGUUGCGGAUGAGGCGAGACAUAGGUGGCGAUUUGUUGUCGUAUUGGAGGAUGUUUGAGGACAGCCAGUGCUCUGAUCCACGGGACAAGGCCUUUGGGUUUUUAGGUUUGAAUGGCAGGCUGGCGAGCCACCGGAAUACCCUCCAGGAACUCAAGGCCGACUAUAUGAUAUCGUUGGUUGAGCUCUUCCAGCAGAUGCUUGGACUGAGGAGAUAUGGUGGCUCCGAGGAAUGGAUAUCUGCCUCCCACACCGAGAGGCAGCUCGAGACGUACCAUCCGCGCCAUCGGGAUGCUUCUUGGAAACAGAAAAUGAGUCGCUGCCGGGAUAUUAAAGAAAGAGAAAUCCACGGCCAUUAUCAAUCAACAAUCGCCUUCAGCCAGUUCUUUUGUCGUCUCCUCUUUGGAGAAUCCCCGUCGGCGGCAGAUUCGGAGUCCCUCACUGGACAAUCCUUCUCAUCGGAUCGAGAACUAUUUGAAUCUCAAGGCCAUAUAAUGGGGAUUUUAAAAAAUGAUCUGGGACCAGCCGACAUCUCUGAACUCAGUGACAGCGACCGGACACGGCUCAGACCGUGGCACCGCCAACGCUCAGAUGCAAGCAAAGACAAGAGUAGCAUGUGUAACUCACGAGACUUCAUCUUCAGUCAGAAAUGGCAGGAUCAAACACCACCCUUUGACUGGGAUUUCAAUGCCAUCCACAUACACCACACGUCAUGCGGGCAACCAGCGAUACCUUGUUCCACCACCACAGGUUGCGAUCACAAGCCCGAGCCCCGAGUGUUCGAGACAGACUCGGGGCUGAGAGUAUACACAGUAGGCGACGCCCGCACAGGUGACUACCUAUGUCGCUUUGAAAAGUGCGACGUGGCCGCUGUAUUCCGUCACAUGGGAGACGCGGAAGACCAUAAAUUCUACAGAGGAGCCCCCGUGAAACGAACCCGUAAAGAAUAUCAUCUGGUCGGUCGUGCAAUGGUAAGCAUGGGUGAAGGGGAGGAACCGACGAGGCUACACGAACAUACGGCACGAACCUUUCGACACAGCGUGCUUGAGCCUGGACAUGACAAAAGUCAUACGGCCAUCAUGGAGCAGUACUUUGAUGCCAAAACCUUGCGAUACCUGACAUGUUGA